Bombus pyrosoma is the source of this 1031-nucleotide messenger RNA. RefSeq lists its product as uncharacterized. The coding region runs from base 190 to 945 and encodes 251 amino acids. NCBI's taxonomy places the organism in Eukaryota, Metazoa, Arthropoda, Insecta, Hymenoptera, Apidae. The record is from RefSeq and is a predicted model, not a curated record. The transcript has 5 exons.
CAAAGGUAUCAUACUACAUGAUAUGAUAUGAUAUGACAUGAUCGCGAAGCAACAGAGCUCGGAGCUUACUUACAAAGUCGAGGUCUCCUAUACGGAGAUCUGCAACGAGAAGGUGCACGAUCUGCUCAAUCCAAAGCCAAACAAACAGUCGCUGAAAGUCAGGGAACACAAUGUCUUGGGGCCGUAUGGAUGAAUGGACUUAGUCAGCUCGCCGUCACACCCUUUCAGAUCAUGAGAUCCGACACCUCGAUGGACUCUUUGAACGUCACGCGUUCUGAAAGCGUGACUGAUCUCAACACAGAGUUGAACGGGCUGCUUCAUUCGCGACGUGCAUCCACGGGUUACACCAGAAACGAGAGAACUUCGUUUCUGCGCCGGUUAAACCAUUCAGAAUCGUUUUUAGCAUCUCCGAAUAUGGUCGGUGGCAAAUUGGGUCUACCAAUGACUACUCUACACGAGGAAACGUCGAACACUGGCAACCAGUUGUCGACACCCGUACACGACGAGGACGAAGAGAAGAGCGACGCUGAUUACUCGGAAUAUGAUUCGUACCAGGCACCGGCGAAACCAGUAAAACCACUAACUUUUUCACGCACACUGGAUUCUCUUGUCGAACUUCAAUUGACGAAGAUCAACGCGCCAAGCAUGAGCAGCAGUGGCUACAGUUCACAAGCGGUGUCUACGACCAAUCUCACGUUCAAAGACUCCAUCUCCGUUAAAUCUAUCAGCGUGGACGAGACACCAGACCUGGAAUACAGAAAUCUGUUGGAUUAUAAGAAACCAGAGAGAAUGGACAGCUCACUGGUGGAGGAAACGCCAGAGGAAUAUAUGGGUGAAGUGACUAACGCGUUGGGCAAUUUGAACGUGAUGGAGAACACUUGCGGCGAGGAGCAUACUAGAAAGAACAGACAUCGACAGUCCGGUUUCUUCGACGAAAAGCGAUAGCAAUGCAAAUACCAAUGUAUCGCGUACAAGUUCUACUCAUUGUCAGAAGAAGGAUAUACCAAGCCAGGUUUUGAGCAACAGAAGGA